Microtus ochrogaster (prairie vole) is the source of this 1536-nucleotide messenger RNA. It is a transcript of the gene Naxe, whose product is annotated as NAD(P)HX epimerase. Gene Ontology annotation, cellular component: mitochondrion. NCBI's taxonomy places the organism in Eukaryota, Metazoa, Chordata, Mammalia, Rodentia, Cricetidae. Gene Ontology annotation, molecular function: NAD(P)HX epimerase activity. The record is from RefSeq and is a predicted model, not a curated record.
UUUUAUUUUCUCCAGCAAUUCUGUAAGGAGUCUUGAGUAACAUGUAAAAGUGAAGUCACUCACAAACUAGUGAAAUCAGAAAAUAAAGGUUCUGAAUAAGACCUUGGACUUGAAGUAGUUAGACGAGUAAUCUAAAUUUCCAGCCAAUACCACUGCCUUAUAAAUCCUAUUUCCUACAUUAAAUAAGUAAAAGAGGCAUGGGAGGGGGCCCACUGGACGACUUGGAGAGCCUGACUUUGAUUCCUGGAUCCUACAUGGUGGACGGAGAGAAAACGGACGCUCUCAAAUUGUCCUCUGAACUCUACUUGUGUACCAGGGGCACAUGCGCGCCUCCUCACUCCCGCCCUCAUACCUUUUAAUUAAUUAAAAAACAAAGAGCUGGGCACGAUGGUACAUGCGUGUAAUGCCAACCUCCCACGAAGGAAGCUGCAGGCAGAAGAGUUCGAGGUAAUAAACAAAACCUAUCUGUACCUAGGCUUGAACUCUUGUAGCGCUGGGGAAAGGCGAGAAUGUCAGGCGGAACGAAGGUGCGCGGCACGCCUGGGACACGGAACCUACGGCUGGACGCAAACGGCGCGGGGGGGAGGGGGGCGGCAGGCCGUGCGCAUGCGCCGGCCGGGCGGAGUGCAGCGUGCCGAAUGUCCGGGCUGCGGGCGCUGCUGGGCGUCGGGCUGCUGGUUGCUGGCUCGCGCCUGCCCCGGAUCGCAAGUCAGCAGGGUGUGUGCCUUGCAGGGCCUGCCUGGUGGGGGACGCCGCGCCGGGGCUCUGAGACCAUGGCGAGCGCCGCGGUGAAGUACCUGAGCCAGGAGGAGGCGCGGGCCGUGGACGAGGAGCUAUUUAACGAAUACCAAUUCAGCGUGGAUCAACUCAUGGAGCUGGCUGGGCUGAGCUGUGCCACGGCCAUUGCCAAGGCUUAUCCCCCCACGUCCAUGUCCAAGAGUCCCCCCACCGUCUUGGUCAUCUGUGGUCCUGGGAAUAAUGGAGGGGACGGCCUGGUCUGCGCGCGACACCUCAAACUUUUUGGUUACCAGCCAACUAUCUAUUACCCCAAAAGACCUAACAAGCCGCUCUUCACUGGGCUAGUGACCCAGUGUCAGAAAAUGGACAUUCCUUUCCUUAGUGAGAUGCCCCCAGAGCCCAUGAUGGUUGAUGAGCUGUAUGAACUGGUGGUGGACGCCAUCUUUGGUUUCAGCUUCAAGGGUGAUGUUCGGGAGCCAUUCCACAGCAUCUUGAGUGUCCUGAGUGGACUUACUGUGCCCAUCGCUAGCAUCGACAUUCCCUCAGGAUGGGAUGUAGAGAAAGGAAACCCUGGAGGAAUCCAACCAGACUUACUCAUCUCACUGACAGCUCCCAAGAAGUCUGCAGCCCAUUUUACUGGCCGGUAUCAUUACCUGGGGGGACGUUUUGUACCACCUGCUCUAGAAAAGAAGUACCAGCUAAACCUCCCAUCCUACCCUGACACAGAGUGUGUCUACCGUCUACAGUAAGGGAGGUAGGCAGGCAGGUUUCUAAUAAAGGCUUGGUGCCGUCUCUUCA